AAGAUCUUUCCCUCCCCACCCCUUUCCUGGGCUGCUGGGUCAGGGGUUCUAUAAAAGGCUUGUUUCCUGGUUGAAAGAGCAGUAGGGAAUUUUCUGCUGCACACUGGUCAUGAGCUCUGCCCUCCUGCUGGCCCUCCUGGGGGUCACCUUCACGCUGCCAGGAGCGCAGGCGCUGCUCUGCCAGUUGCUGUCAGGUAGGUCUGUGUACAAUGUAUCGGACCUGCCCCUCUCGUGGACAGCUGAACAGAAAGAAUGUGACAGCGGCGAGGGUUGCCAAGACACGCUGAUGCUCAUUGAGAACGGACCACACGUGAUGGUGGUGCUCAGCAAGGGCUGCACUAAGGAGGAGGACCACGAGGCCCGCGUCACCGAGCACAGGACAGGCCCGGGCCUCUCCGUCGUCUCCUACACCCACGUGUGCCGCCAGGGGGACCUCUGCAAUGGCCUCUCCAACACCAUGCCGGUCUGGACCCCGUCCCUCCAAACAGCCCCAGGGUCCUUGCGGUGCCCAGUCUGCUUUUCUACAGAGAGCUGUGCAGGGAGUGCCACAGAGGUCUGUCCCAAGGGGAGCACACACUGCUACAAUGGGGUCCUCCGGCUCGUGGGAGGGAACAUCUUCACCAGACUGCAAGUCCAGGGAUGCACGUCCCAACCGGGUUGCAACCUGCUCAAUGGGACCCAGAACAUCGGGCCCAUAGAAGUGAGGGAGAGCUGCGAUCCCAAAGAUUUUGUGAUCUGUGAACAAGGGACCAAGUUUAUGGCUGGGAGCAACUUGACUCACGAACCCGUGUACUGGGACACAGACUGGAUCCGGCUGUGCGAUGCUGGGCAAGUGUGUCAGGAGACGCUGCUGCUCAUAGACGCAGGAAGCAAGUCAGCCCUGCUGUGGAACAAAGGCUGCGGCAGGUCUGAGGCUCAGGACUCCUGGGCCACCACCAUACAUACCGGGCCCCCUGGGGUGCUCGUGGCCUCCUAUGUCCGGUUCUGUUCCUCCAGCUUCUGCAACAGAGCCAACAGCACCAGCAUCCUGCUGAAGUUCCUCCAUCGUCCAGCUGCCCCUGCCCCGGGAAACCUGCGGUGUCCUAGCUGUGUGAACAUCUUUGGAUCCUGCUCUGGGAACUCGCCCAACAUUACGUGUCCUAGCGGCACUGCUCAUUGUUAUGAUGGUCACAUUUAUCUCAAGGGAGGUGGGGUGACCACCACAGUGGGUAUUCAGGGCUGCGUGGCCCAACCUUCCACCUCCUUGUUGAGCCACACCAGGAAUAUUGGGAUCUUUUCCGUGCGUGAGAACGAAGAGGAUAAUAAUGAUUAUAAUAUUAAACCUCGUCUCCAAAAUGGUGCUGCCCCUGCCGCCUCCCUCGCUCAGGUGGUGGGGCUGGGGGUAGCCCUAGCCCUUUGCUGUGGGGGGCUUUGUCUUUCCCGCUAACUCCAUUUCCCCCAUGAGCCUUAACCCCUGCUGACCACCCAAAUCCCACCCUCCCUCUGACCCCACAAGCUAAUGGCCUUGGACAACAAAUUAUUUUCCCAUCCUCCCUGUGAAUUACCAUCCCCCCAGCACCCAAACACACGUUAUCACCUGAUGAUAACAUAGGGAGGACCUGGGAGCAGCUGAGCUUGCCCUACGGAGAGGGGACAUUCGAGGAGUGGCCACAUGUACCUGAAAAUAAAGACCUGU
Propithecus coquereli (Coquerel's sifaka) is the source of this 1675-nucleotide messenger RNA. It is a transcript of the gene CD177, whose product is annotated as CD177 molecule. The coding region runs from base 110 to 1426 and encodes 438 amino acids. Gene Ontology annotation, biological process: positive regulation of neutrophil degranulation; leukocyte cell-cell adhesion; cell-cell junction maintenance. The record is from RefSeq and is a predicted model, not a curated record. The transcript is spliced from 9 exons. NCBI's taxonomy places the organism in Eukaryota, Metazoa, Chordata, Mammalia, Primates, Indriidae. Gene Ontology annotation, cellular component: plasma membrane raft; plasma membrane.